AUGGAGGACAAAAGCCCUGUGGGCGUGUCCAAGGAGGUCGCGGGUUCCCUCUCCUCUCUCCUGGUGCAGCCUAUCUCUCCAGCCCUGGCACAGACUCUACUCUCUGCACCAAUCACGGAGGCCGAAGACUUGUGCGUUCCACUGGCCACGCCCCCAAAUGCAGAGUCCAAGAUUAUCACACUGACAGUUGCAAACCAGUGGGCCUACAAGAAGAUCUACAAUGUCAUUGGAUAUCUGAAAGGGAAGAAGAAUCCAGAUCGAUAUGUGCUUGUGGGCAGUCACCAUGAUGCUAAACAAGGGGGCGGAGCUUCGGCCAUCCUCACUGAGCUCAUUGCAGCCUUAUCGGAGCAGACCAAGAAGGGCUGGUCGCCUGACCGCACUGCUGUGUUCUGCUUUUGGGGAGGAUCCGACCUCGGACACAUUGGCUCCUACGAGUGGGGAAAGAUGUUGGAAGGGUUAGGGAUGAAGAAGGAAGAGGAAGGGGAAGAUGGAAGAAGAAAGAAAAGUGAAGAAGAGGAAAGAAGAAGAAGGAAGAGGAGGAGGAAGAAGAAGGGGAAGAAGAAGAAGAGGAAGAAGGGGAAGAACAGGAAGAAGGGGAAGAACAGGAAGAACAGGAAAAAGGGGAAGAAGAGGAAGAAGAUGAAGAAGGGGAAGAAGGGGGAGAAGGGGAAGAAGAGGAAGAAGGGAAGAAGAGGAAGAAGGGGAAGAAGAAGAAGAGGAAGAAGGGGAAGAACAGGAAGAAGAGGAAGAAGGGGAAGAAGAGGAAGAAGGGGAAGAAGAGGAAGAAGGGAAGAAGAGGAAGAAGGGGAAGAAGGAGAAGAAGAGGAAGGAGGGGAAGAACAGGAAGAAGUGGAAGAACAGGAAGAAGAGGAAGAAGGGGAAGAAGGGGGAGAAGAGGAAGAAGAGGAAGAAGGAGAAGAAGAGGAAGAACAGGAAGAAGAGGAAGAAGGGGAAGAAGAGGAAGAAGGGGAAGAAGAGGAAGAAGGGAAGAAGAGGAAGAAGGGGAAGAAGGAGAAGAAGAGGAAGAAGGGGAAGAACAGGAAGAAGUGGAAGAACAGGAAGAAGAGGAAGAAGGGGAAGAAGGGGGAGAAGAGGAAGAAGAGGAAGAAGGAAAAGAAGAGGAAGAAGGGGAAGAACAGUGCUAAAUGUGUUGUAAAGAAGAAGAAGAAAGAAAAGGGAAGAAGGGGAAAGAAGAAGAAGGAAGAGGAGGAGGUAGAAGGAGGAGGGAGGAAGAGGAAGGGGAAGAAGGAGGAAGAAGGGGAAGAAGGGGAAGAAGAGGAAAAAGGGGUAGAAGGGGAAGAGGGGGAAGAAGGGGAAGAGGGGGAAGAAGGGGAAGAAGAGGAAGAAGAGGAAGAAGGGGAAGAAGAGGAAGAAGGGGAAGAAGUGAAGAAGAUGAAUUAA
Molecule: messenger RNA, 1401 nt
Organism: Knipowitschia caucasica
Lineage: Eukaryota; Metazoa; Chordata; Actinopteri; Gobiiformes; Gobiidae
Source: the annotation of a GenBank genome assembly